UGGUGCGUGCAUUGCAGCUAAAGAGAAGCAAUGGUGGACUCCCGGAACAUUGAGACUCAAAACCAGCCGCUAAUUAGCAUGGAGUCGGACCCACCAUUUCACGAAGCCUACAAGCGCCUCUUCGACAAAACCAUCGAAACUGGUGACGGCGCCAAAGAUAACGAGCUUGUCAUCGUCGAGGAAUGCGAGCUUCCGUUGAUCGACGUCGGCCGUUUAGGGCUUGGCGAAGCGGAGAUCAGGGAGGAGUGCAAGGAAGAGAUAGCUAGGGCUUCGCGAGAGUGGGGUUUUUUCCAGGUUGUGAACCAUGGAAUUUCCCGUGAGAUUUUGGAGAAGAUGAGGUUCCAGCAGGAGAGGGUGUUUAAGCAACCCUUUGAGAAGAAGAGCAAAGAGUACAAGUACUUGAACUUUUCAGCCGGUAGCUACCGUUGGGGCACCCCUUCCGCCACAUGCUUGGGGCAGUUAUCAUGGUCUGAAGCUUUCCACAUUCCUUUGAUCGAUAUUUUGCCUUCAGCCGGCUUCGACAGUCUCAGCACAACAAUGGAACAGUUCGCCGCAACAGUUUCCAGUCUGGCACAAAACUUGGCUCAGAUUUUGGCUGAGAAAAUGGGCCACAGCUCAACUUUCUUCCAACAAAAUUGCUUGCCAAGCACUUGCUAUCUUCGAAUGAACCGAUACCCACCCUGCCCUAUCCCUUCAGAGGUAUUUGGCCUCAUUCCACACACCGACAGUGACUUCCUCACCAUUUUGCAUCAAGAUCAGGUUGGUGGUCUCCAAUUGGUGAAAGAUGGGAGAUGGAUUGCUGUUAAGCCUAAUCCCGAGGCUCUUAUUAUCAACAUUGGUGACUUGUUUCAGGCGUGGAGCAAUGACGUGUACAAGAGCGUAGAACACCGGGUUGUCCCGAAUCCUCUACUGGAAAGGUUCUCCACGGCAUAUUUCUUAUGUCCUUCAUAUGACACAGUGAUACAGACCUCCCGUGAGCCUUCAGUGUAUAGAAAAUUCAGCUUUAUGGAAUACAGGCAGCAGGUGCAAGCGGAUGUUCAAAAAUUGGGUUUUAAAAUAGGGCUUCCUAGGUUUCUUGUGUAA
Corylus avellana is the source of this 1083-nucleotide messenger RNA. It is a transcript of the gene GA2OX8, whose product is annotated as gibberellin 2-oxidase 8. NCBI's taxonomy places the organism in Eukaryota, Viridiplantae, Streptophyta, Magnoliopsida, Fagales, Betulaceae. The record is from RefSeq and is a predicted model, not a curated record.